AUGGCAUCCUUCAAAAGUAGCUCUGCAUCAAAUUCCGGCGAGCUGCAGCUCCGAACCAGACGGGAAAGAAGGUUUGACGAGGUCGAGUCAACGCUUCCUGAUCUUGGCUUGACCAAACCCGCGCCCGAGGCGGUCCGUUUCUUCACCGUUGCAGGCUUCCUUGGUAGGCUGGGCAGACUUAACCCAUGGGGAAGUGUCGUCACCAAUAAGGACAUUGUCUGGCUCCUAGACAAUACUGCGUUCAACAACCACGGGCCAUGGCAAGCCGAGUUUGUCGCCGCAGUCUUCGAACGACAACCUAGGGACAGGACUUUGGAGAUUGUCACAGGCAUCCUGAGGAUUGUAGGCCUCGCCGACGAUGAUGCGGAACGCAAGACGGUUGAGGAACGGAUCAUGCCCUUCCUGUGGGACAUCCGCCCUGCGAGGACCAUCACGGCCACGCAAGAACACUCGGAGCUGAAGCUGGGGCCCACAAGCAUCAACGGCUUGUGUUCCAACGUGCUCAGAAUCCCGAGCAGCAGCAAGGGCUCCCUCGUCAAGACCUGGACGAGGCUUGGCGGCGGCGAGGGCGCCAUCGCGGCCAUGCAGACGUACUACGCGGGACAGGACGGGUGGGGCAUCAUUUCCGAUGUUGACGACACCAUCAAGGUCACCCAGACCAGUGACCCCAUUGGCAUUCUUCGCGAGACUUUCAUAUCUGAUCCGAGCCCGAUUCCUGGCAUGCCCGAGCUUUAUUCCCAGCUGGCCUCCUUCUUUCCCAACGACACAGCCUGGUUCUACCUUUCCGCCUCCCCAUACAACCUGUACCCUUUCCUCAAGAAGUUUCGGACACGGUUUUAUCCGCCGGGUACGCUCAUCCUGCGAGACUCGAGCUGGAAAACAGUAGCGGGUCUGCUGUCGGCAUUGACCCUGGACACACAAGAGUACAAGGUGGAUAGGAUGGCCAAGAUUAAUAUGUGGCUGCCCAAAAGGAAGAUGAUUGUUAUAGGUGAUUCGACACAAUCUGACCCUGAAGCGUACGGCGAAGUUUAUAGAAGUUUGCCUGGGUGGAUCAAACUGAUUCUCAUUCGAAAGGCAACAGAUGUCGCAUCCUACGGCAUAGCGGAGAAGAACGAUCCUGCGAGAUUCGAAAUGGCUUUCCAUGGUAUUCCCAGACAUGCCUGGCACGUUUUCGAGGACCCAGCCGAAUGUUUCCAGAUUGUCAAGCAGAUCUUCGUUGUCUUUUUCCUUUCGCAAAGUUCUAGCGCAGCACGCCAACGACAAGCCAACCAGGCGAGUCCCUUCAAAUUCCAGUUUGAUCUGCGAUGCCACGGCUUGAACUUGACAAGCAAGGCUUUGCCACGGCUGAUGCCAAAUGUAGUCUGCAGCGGUCUUCAACAGAGUCAAAUGAGCCCACCUGAGCGCCUACUAAGGAAGAUUUCGGUCAAGUUCGAACUCGGCUCAUGGCUACCCUGGUACAAUUGGACGACGACGUCCGAUCACUCCCUUCUGGACAUGUUUUCGACGCGGGCCCUUCGGCAAGCUGCCGCACACACUGAGCGUGCCCCUCUGAUCAAGUUCCUCGGGCCGCGGUCCAUUCCCUCCUCCCUCGACCACACUCCCAAGCCUCACCCUGCCUCACCCUCCGGCAAGCUUCCCGAAUCGUUUUCAGCCUACGGCAAGGGCCUCUCUGCUUCGCAUCACACCUCCUUCAGCAACUACCGCGACCACGCACAGCAACACGGCCCGCUUCAGAAGACCUUUGGCAGUGCCGAAGCCGGCGUUGGCGGCUCCUCGGGCGCCCAGCUUGGACCCAUUGACCCCCCCAAGGGUGUGUUCUUCGAUAUUUCCGACCUCCCCACCCGGUACCACCGUCUACCGAUCGACAUGGCGGAGAUUGAGGCUGUCGAGUCUGGCGGUGCCGCCCUCCACGGUUAG
Messenger RNA from Drechmeria coniospora, 1917 nucleotides. Its product is annotated as actin filament organization protein App1-like protein. Lineage: Eukaryota; Fungi; Ascomycota; Sordariomycetes; Hypocreales; Ophiocordycipitaceae. Gene Ontology annotation, biological process: 2-oxoglutarate metabolic process. Gene Ontology annotation, molecular function: phosphatidate phosphatase activity. The transcript has 7 exons. The record is from RefSeq and is a predicted model, not a curated record. Gene Ontology annotation, cellular component: actin cortical patch. Bases 1 to 1917 code for a protein of 638 amino acids.